GACGGAUCACAUUUUCAAGACUCAGGAGAACCUGGGAGAAUUCCUCAACAAUGUAACUAACUGCUCUGCAGCCCUCUCCUGAAGAUCUCCCCCGGGCCUCUGCAAUCACCUCCCUGCAUCUACCAACCAUGGAACCUCCCGCAAUCACACCAUCGUCCCCGCUGAUGGUUCCAUUGUUGCGGUGACAUGAAGAUCUGGUGCGACCCCGGUAGUCCCGUUUUUCACGCCCUCCCAUGAAUGGUUGGUUAAUUUCUUUCUGCCUUCCACAUCCUUCCGUCUCCACCGGUCUUCAUCUCGCGACUACUUAUAUCCUUCACGGCCCGCGUUCUGCCUUUCUCUGUUUCUCCUGGUUCAUUGUUGCCUCUCCCCUCAAACUCAAUCUUCCCGCUGUCUCUCCGCUCGUCAUCAUUUCGACAUUGCGGCUCAUCUUCCCACUUGAUUGACUCCUCUUGCUGUUCGGACAAGUGUCCACCAUCACCAUGGCGGCGAAGAAGCCUAACAUUCUCUACAUCAUGGCCGACCAGAUGGCGGCGCCCCUGUUGGCCUUUCACGACAAGGAUUCCCCUAUCAAGACUCCUAACUUGAACAAACUGGCCGAGGAGGGUGUUGUGUUUGACUCGGCCUACUGCAACGCGCCACUUUGCGCCCCGUCACGUUACGUGAUGGUGACUGGACAGUUGCCUUCUAAGAUUGGUGCCUACGAUAACGCGUCCGAUCUGCCAGCGGACACCCCCACUUACGCACAUUAUCUGCGGCGUGAAGGCUAUCACACGGCUCUUGCUGGCAAGAUGCAUUUCUGUGGUCCUGACCAGCUGCACGGUUAUGAGCAGCGUUUGACCAGCGACAUCUACCCUGGUGAUUACGGCUGGUCGGUGAAUUGGGAUGAACCAGAAAUCCGUCCCGACUGGUACCACAACAUGUCGUCAGUGAUGGAGGCUGGACCAGUGGUGCGCACCAACCAGCUUGACUUUGACGAGGAGGUCAUCUACAAGUCAACUCAGUAUCUCUACGACCAUGUGCGCCACCGCAACGACCAGCCUUUCUGUCUGACCGUCUCUAUGACUCACCCCCACGACCCCUACGCCAUGACCAAGGAGUUCUGGGACCUCUACGAGGACGUCGACAUUCCCCUCCCCAAGCACGGAGCCAUUCCUCACGACCAGCAGGAUCCCCACUCGCAGCGCGUGCUCAAGUGCAUCGACCUCUGGGGUAAGGAGAUGCCUGAGGAGCGCAUCAAGGCUGCACGCCGCGCCUACUACGCUGCCUGCACCUACGUCGACACCAACGUGGGCAAGCUCCUGCGCGUGCUCGAGAACUGUGGCGUGCGCGACGACACCAUCAUCGUCUUCACGGGCGACCACGGCGACAUGCUGGGCGAGCGCGGCCUCUGGUACAAGAUGGUGUGGUAUGAGAACUCGGCGCGUGUGCCAUUCAUCGUGCACGCGCCCAAGCGGUUCGCCCCUAAGCGGGUGUCGGAGAACGUGUCGACCAUGGAUCUGCUGCCGACGUUUGCGGGAAUGGUCGGGGCCCCUUUGAUCCCUGAGCUGCCUCUAGACGGCGUGUCCCUGAUGCCGUACCUGACGGGUGAAGAGGGCAUCAAGACGGACACCGUGCUGGGCGAAUACAUGGCCGAGGGCACGCAGUCGCCGACAGUGAUGAUCCGCCGCGGCCGCUACAAGUUCGUGUACUCGCUGAUCGACCCGCCCAUGCUGUACGAUCUGGAAACCGACCCUGCGGAGCGGGUCAACCUGGUGGCAGGACUGACAGAGACACCUCAGCUGGCCUCGGUCAAACCCGUGACCGCGACACAGCUGAACCCAGCGCCGCUGCCGACGCCCAACGACUCACCCCGGGUGUCCCCGAUGCAGCGCACCUCGUCGUUCCCGUUCCCGUCUCCUCCACGUACCCCCAGCCCAGCCAAAAUGGCCUCUACCCUACCCGCGACAAGCGACCCAGCGCAGCUCCUGGCGUUCUUUACCGAGGAGGUCCACGCACGCUGGAACCUAGUGCAGAUCCGAGAAGACGUGCUGCGAUCCCAGCGACGUCGUCGACUGGUCUACUCGUCACUGAUCAAGGGCACGCCAUCGAUCUGGGACUACGAGCCACGAGUGGACCCGAGCGCGCAGUACGUCCGCAACCAGGGCAAGGGAGCGUUGGACGACGUCGAGCUGAUCUCCCGUUGGCCUCGCGUGCUGCAGGAGGUUGCCAACGCCAAGGGCAUGCAAGUCUAACUCAACCAACCAACCAACCAACGACCACACGUGUGAGAUUGAAAGUGAGAUUACGAAAUUGCUAUGAAUUACUUGACUUGGCGAUAAAAUGUUAAUCAUCUAGCGAGGCGCAUGGUGCAUUUACUGCUGCUGUUGUUAUUGCCUAGCGCUGCCAUUUUGUAUCAUAAGACAGACAGACAGAUACAGAGUACUUUAUUUCUUCUUUGAAUUAAAAGAAAGAAUGAAUAUUAAUAAUAAAG
Molecule: messenger RNA, 2470 nt
Organism: Aspergillus sclerotioniger CBS 115572
Lineage: Eukaryota; Fungi; Ascomycota; Eurotiomycetes; Eurotiales; Aspergillaceae
Product: putative choline sulfatase
Exons: 2
Coding region: 480-2231 (583 amino acids)
Molecular function (GO): sulfuric ester hydrolase activity
Source: RefSeq, a predicted model, not a curated record